Striga asiatica is the source of this 1617-nucleotide messenger RNA. The record is from the annotation of a GenBank genome assembly. NCBI's taxonomy places the organism in Eukaryota, Viridiplantae, Streptophyta, Magnoliopsida, Lamiales, Orobanchaceae.
AACUUUAUUCCCUAGAGCAGUAAAAGCAAAACAAACAAGACACAGAUAAAGUUGCAUACAGGGGAAAAUACAGAAAGAGAGAGAAAAAGUAGAUGCCCAAAACAGAAAUUUUAAUUCUGCUCGACUACCAUGCGAUAAUUUGUGGUUUAAGAUAAGAAAGAUGAAAUCUUUUCUUGUUGUAGUGUCAGUAUCACCUUAAACUUCCAAAACCUGGGCCGUCUUCAUUCAGACCUCUUUCUAGCUCAAAAAGGAUCUUUUUUUUUGUUUCUUAUUGAUUUACCUGGUUUUUUCACAAUCCCAUGAGCGUGUUCAUAUGAUUUAAUGAGAGAAAGAGAUUUUUAUUGAAGAAGCUGGAUAUUAGCCUCCACAUAUGCCUCUUUAUCUAAAUCUCUUUGCACGAUUCUAUUCGGGCCUGUAACUGAACUGAGCUCCCUUUCAGAAAAAAGCAUGGCAUUAGGAGGACCAAAGAGGCGGUGGAGUUCAAUUAACACACUUUGUUUGUCUGGAAAAUCGGCCCAACGUUUCUGUUUCUUUUCAAAAGUAAAAUCGGACGAUAAUGAUGAUGUCAAAAGUACCCCUGUGUACCUAAAUGUGUAUGACUUGACUCCAAUUAAUGGUUAUGUCUAUUGGGCUGGCUUAGGCAUAUUUCACUCUGGUGUGGAAGUACAUGGCGCAGAGUAUGCAUUUGGAGCUCACGACUACUCGUCUAGCGGCAUUUUCGAAGUCGAGCCACGCCAUUGCCCGGGAUUUAAGUUCCGAAAGUCCAUAUUCAUUGGCACAACAAAAUUAAAUGCUGCCCAAGUUAGGGAGUUUAUGGAGCGGCAAGCAGCAGAUUACAAUGGUGAUACUUACCAUUUGAUUGCAAAGAAUUGCAACCAUUUUUGCAAGGAUGUGUGUUUCAAGCUGACUGGAAAAAAGAUACCGAAAUGGAUAAAUCGGGUGGCCAAAAUGGGGUCGAUGUUCAACUGUGUCCUUCCGGAAACUCUUAAGAUUAAUGCUGUCCAAGUCCAACACAACCUUAAAGAACGGUCUUAUAACGAUAGUGAGAAAAGGAGACUUAGUAGUAGUAGUUUCAGUUGUCUUUCGUCAAUAUCUUCAAGGCAAAAACACUUGUCGACUUCUUCACUGUUGCUACAGUCCCCAUUGAAAGGGUGCUUAUGCCCGUGGGAAUUAAAGAGAGGUCCAUAAAUGGUUCCUUUUGAAGGAAAUGUAAAAGCAUGAAUUUGAAAAUUGUUGGUUGAAAUAUAUUCAGAAUGGCCCCUCGUUGUUUUCCAUGAUUUUGUCGGUUUAUCUAUGUUUCAUGCAAAACGAGCCAAUGGAUAUAUCAGCUUUUGGAGGUCAUAAUGUGAUUAUCGUGAAUCGUGAUGCAAAAUUUUUUAUUUUAUUUUAUUUGAUUUUUUGCAAUCUCCCUUGCUAUAGGGGUGUGCAGUAUUCUUCUUAUGUUAGUGCCAGAUAAUGUAUAAAUUAACUAGCUAGCUUUUAUACCUAGAAAAUGCAUCACCAAGUUUGUGAUUUGUGUGUUGCUGUAUUUGUUGUGUGUGGAAUUGUUCUUGUUGGUGCAAAUCAUCAUAAGGGAAUGUAAAUUUUCAUGUACAGUCUCUCUCUCUCUCUCUCUCU